AAUCCGUACCACUACAGCGGUAGCAGAGAGCUUCAACGUCGAUUUCGUUCACUGCUCGCGAAUAUACCGAAAUCUGGAUUUUUGCGGCAAAGGUUAGCUUCCAAAACGACUUUAAUCAAGUGCUUCAAAUUUAGCUUCUAUCGCGUCUGUGAGUGAUUUACUGAAAAAGUCGUUCCGACUACUUCGAUCCGUGCGCUGAUUCCGAAACCGUGGCGAACAGAGUGACCUCCAGUGUGGUGUUAUUUGUUGUGCUGUGCAAAAGUUCGCGAGCCGUGCGUAUUUUCCCCCUUUUCGCCGUCAUCUGUUUUCCUGCAUGUGCGCCGUGCCGUUUUUCAGAAUCUGAUCAAUGCUCGCUUGCUGUGGAGAGCAAUAAUCGUCCUUUGUCGAAGACACGCAGCAAUCGCAUGUUUGUGGGCGGACCUCCUGCAAAGGACCAACGCUAGCGUACCGACACCGAGCGAUUGUAAGUGAGGACAAAAAGUGCGGCUUACAUAUCGAUUAUUUGCAGAAGAAUGUCGUGUUGAUGUUUGUACCAAUCCUUGUUAAUAGGAGUAUCCUGUUAAAGUACGGAACAGCAGCGCUAUAUACCCUUCGUGUGAAAUUUAUGUGCACUUGUGUGUGUGUGUCUGUGAAUAAGUUUCCCGUGUGGAAUAGUUCGCAGUGGAGCAGUGUGGUUGUAUAAUAAUAACAAUAAUAAUCAGUGUGCACAAGAACCGAGCAAUCCAGUGAAACUAGCACGUCCUAAAUCCUGAAGUAUUGUCGAGUUCAUCUUGACAAAGCAAAAAAAAAAAAAAAACAAAACAAAAGCGGGCAACGUUUCUUGUUGGCCAGUGUUUUCUGUGCGCUCAUCGUCCAUCCGUUGAGUUGCUGCGAGAAGUGCUGCAGCUCUUGUGGUGAAGCCAGCAGCUGCAGGAGAGAGAGAGAGAGAGCGAGGAUACCCCCUUUUUGAGACAGUACGGGAAAAUAAAAAUCUUCCACCAUUUUCUCCAAAGGCGAAAACAUGGCAUUUGCGGGCCUAAAAAAGCAAAUUAAUAAAGCAAAUCAGUAUGUCACUGAAAAGAUGGGAGGUGCUGAAGGCACCAAACUCGACCUGGACUUCAUGGAGAUGGAGCGUAAAACGGACGUCACAGUCGAGCUAGUCGAGGAGUUGCAAGCCAAGACCAAAGAGUACUUGCAACCGAACCCGACAGCUAGAGCAAAGAUGGCAGCGGUCAAAGGUAUUUCUAAAUUAUCAGGUCAGGCUAAAAGUAAUACUUAUCCACAACCAGAAGGUAUACUGGCUGACUGCAUGCUGACGUACGGUAAAAAGCUGGGUGAGGACAGUAUUUUCGCGGCGGCGUUGGUUGAAAUGGGCGAUUCGCUCAAGCAGAUGGCUGACGUGAAAUACUCGCUUGAUGAUAACAUCAAACAAAACUUCCUCGAGCCGCUCCAUCAGCUACAGACGAAGGAUUUGAAGGAAGUGAUGCAUCACCGUAAGAAACUGCAAGGCAGGCGUCUUGAUUUCGAUUGCAAGAAACGGCGACAAGCCAAAGGAUCUCAAAUUACAGAUGAUGAAAUUAGGAGCGCUGAGGAGAAAUUUGCCGAAUCGCUACAGCUCGCACAGGUUGGAAUGUACAAUCUGCUGGAGAAUGAUGUCGAGCAAGUCUCGCAGCUGGUAACGUUCGCUGAGGGAAUGCUCGAUUAUCAUUCUCAAUGCUCGGAAAUACUGAAGGUGCUGGUGGAAACACUGAACGAAAAGCGUGAGGAAGCCGCAGCCAGGCCAAAGUCCGAAUUCGUCCCCAAGACGCUUGCCGAUCUGAACAUCGAAAUGCUCGGUUCGCAGGAUGGAAUGAACGGUGGGCCCCAUUUCCUUAAUCCCAACAGGUUGAACAAUUCCCAUCACCACAUGUACAGCUCCCAGCAAAAUCUGUCCGCUAACAAAAACCACGCUUCCAACCACAACAACAAUAGUAGCCACUUUAACCGCAACCGCCUGUACGGCUCCCAUCAGAGCCUGGCGUCGACGCGGAGCGGGGGCGCCUCGAGCGCAGUCAGUGGUGUCGGUGGCAGAACGGGCGACACAAGCGGCGUUGGUAGUAUGAGUAGUGCCGACGGGUCCGACAUGCGCCCACCGUCCUACGGUGCACCUGUGGACAGCUGGUUAAACGCAUGGGAUCAACCGACUGGUGGGGAGUUUGCCGGAAACGGCAACGGUGGUGUUGGUGCAGGGUCUAGGCAGGGCAAGAUUGGUGCGGCCUACAGUGGGUCCAACGUUCGGUACGCUAACAAGAGCAGUACGAACAGUACGAUGUACAGUUCCGCUUCUACCAAUAGCACCGCAAUUGGGUUUGCUAACAACAACCACAACUUCAGUGUACCUUGGUCAGGCGGUUCAUCAUCACAUCUCAGUUCGCCGGUCAAUAAACCGACACAUCUGGAACUGUUGGGCAAUGGUCAAGCACAGGCGCGUUCUACUAAUGCAUCCCCAUUGCCAUCGCCGAUGCGCUCUCCCGCAAGAACACCGAUGCCAACCAAACCCACACAACCGUGCUGCACAGCGCUGUAUGACUUUGAGCCAGAAAACCCUGGCGAGCUGGGUUUUAAGGAAAAUGAUGUCAUUACGCUCAUCCAGCGCGUGGAUGAAAAUUGGUUCGAGGGCAGCCUGAACGGAAGGAACGGAUACUUCCCCCAGUCGUAUGUACAGGUGACCGUGCCACUGCCCAGCAAUUAAACAGUAGCCAGCAGCAGGCAUGCAAGCGCGUUAAGGUUAUAAUUACUCAAACAUACUACGUUACGAACUUACGCAAACAAAAAAACACAACCCACAAACAAAUGACAAUUAAAGCAACGCAAAAACAGAGCGCGUAUCAUCUCUCCUCUUGAGAGAUCUGGGAGUGGGAGAAAGGGAAGAUCGAUAAGUACACGGAGAGGACACUCAUGCUGUGGUCAACUGUAACAGUAUAAUUAUGCUGCAGCAGUGUUGGCAGGAACUGAGCAAAGUACUGAAGCAUUGAGUUGACGGUCCGGCAACGGUCCAAUAACAAUCUGCCGUGAUUGAUGCAUACAUCGGAAUAGCUAGCGCCAAAUCACAGCAUAACAAACAGGAAGAAAAAAAAAGUUCAUAAGCUAUUAACCCAAGCCGUCUCCUCCAGACAGAGAGAGAGAGAGAGAGAGAAAAAAAACAAAACAAAAACACACACACACACACACACACUUUUUGUCUCCUCUCCAAUCUAUGCAACUAGUUUACAUACUGAACAAUUAAAUUACUCGGCUGGAGGAAGGUAGCAACAACAACAAUAAAACACACACACACACACACACACACAGAGAGAGCAAAAUGACUUGGCAGUAGUAUCGGUUCGAAGUUGGCAUUGAUUUGACUGGUCACUAGCGGUUAGUAUUCACCCAACCUAUACACACACAUCUUUACACAGUGAGACACGUUACAGGCCAUAUGUAUAUGUGUGUGAGUGUUGUUUGUUGAAAAGAGCAGUGGCCAUUUUACUCUGUCCUUCACUAAUGAACGUUAUGUCCACUCAUGUAAGGAGCGUGCGAGCUGUUUUAAUCGAGCAAACGUUUUAUUCAACACAAAAUCACAACUUUAAAACCGCAAACGAAUUGGUCGGAUACGAAUUUUACUUUCGCGAACCGCGGACUCACGCGCUAAUCCAUCCAACGUUCUCUUUUAUUAUUAGGUGAGGGGUAGAAGAUGUGUGUGUGUGUGUGUAUGUGUUUUCCCCCUUUGGUUACCUAUCCCAGUUUCAAAGAUCAGGCCAGGAGUGUAAUAUGGGAGGUUAGUAGGAUGUGACUGUAUUGGUUGGUGAAACAUCCACGUUUGCCAUAUAAGGAAUGAGGAAUGAGUAGCGUCGUAGGGAGGAGAAUGCGAGAAGCGAAACAUUAUGAGAUUAGUAAGACAGCGUUAUGUUUGUUGACAGCUGCAUGGUUUAGGGUGGCCUACUGUCAUCAUGUUGCCGUUAUAUAUAUUUUUUUGCUUUAUUAUAGUAUAUCACAGUUUGUUGAUAUUUGAGCAUCACGUUUAGGUAGAAGCAUCAUCAUUGGUGAGAGCGUACGUUUGCUGGGUUUUAAGUAUUGCGAGUGAAAUAAUGCUUACGUUACUGCAGAUAUACAAUACCUGUUAUGCGAGCUCUCUCUCCCUCUCUCUCUCUCUCUUAUUUAGCCAGUUGGUAACGAGUCAAGAGGAAGCCGGUCGGCAGCCUGUAGUAAUAGUGCGAAUCGAACAGUAGGCUUAGUAUUUGCGUUAGUAUUGAUGUUUGAUAGCUAAUUUUAACAUUAAUUACAACCGGUUUUUUUUUGUUGUUGCGCCGCGUUAUAACUGUUUUAUAGCAACCUGUUUUUAAUUAAUCUAUUUGACCAGCUUUCGGUAACCAUGCCACCUACAAACGUUGCUCAAAAUGCAGUGUGAGGGAACUGCAUAUUGCUUUUUUCUUCUUUGGAAUUCCUUUAACGUAUGUACAAGAGCUUUUCUCGUACAAAAACCGCCAGUUCGGCAGUUGAGACACGAUUGUUUAAGGUUGCACGAGGAUAGGAAACCUCUACUCCUUCCGCUGAUGUCAAUGUGUUGCGCCCACGUUAGUUUGAGCAAGCGCAUUACUAAGUUAAGGCUGAUUAGUACCGGCUUAGAGUAUUAUUUGUACAGAUGAAACUAAUUGUACGUUUUACCUCCUUUAGCGUCCUACUUUAGUAAAAUCGCUCAGAGUCAUUAUUAGUACGGAUAAAAUGAUAAAAUGUUGAAACAAUCUGCCGUCAAGCUGUGUUACGGGGUUUUUGUUUUUGCCGUUUCCUCACUCAUGGAUUAUAUAGCGCAUUUUAAGUGAAAGUCGAACACAGAUUUGGGCGUCCGAAAUAGCAUUUAUUGUUUUACUUCGAUAGGAGCUUCGACGCGGUGUUCAUUGGUGGUUUGUUUGGUUUUUUUUAUUGCUUUAAAUGAAUCAGAGAAAGGCUGUGUCCGAUAGUACAGUUAUAUGCAUCUAGCUUUGGUUCGAAAAAAAAAUCUAAUCUCACUGGAAAAGCGGUCAAAAAACAAAACGCCAACCGAGAAAAUGGGACUGUCGAGGAAGGUGGAGAAAGAAACACGAUUGGGUGUAACACGGAAGGGGGGAAGGCGGGGGGGGGGGGGUUUGAGCAAGCAAAACAGACGUGUGACUAGUGCCCGAAACAAGUUCUCUCUGAACCAUUUAUUUACUAACGUGUACACCGACUCUAUCGGAAGCCUCUAUGAAUCCUCUCCCUGAGCUAAUGUUAGUGCAAUGAUAUUUGACAUUAAAGUAUAUACAACCAAAGAUAUUUACCCGGCUUCGGGGCGCGAAACAGAGUCUAUAAACGAUAGCUACCACCACCACCACCACCACCACCAUCACAAAAGGGUCAACGAUCGACGAGCGAUCGUGUCCGGUCGAUCGAACGGUUACGCCGGCCGCAUAAUUCAUCGGCAAUAUAUAGUGGCGGCGUGAUGGGGAACGAUGUGAUGGGCAGAUGUAUUUACAAAACAAAACACAACACAUCUCUACAUGUCCAAACGCUUACGGUGAUCGGAAUGAAGGAAACUGUUAUCUUGCUGAACAUGUGCGAAAGGUGUGCAGAUAUAGGUAGGGUUAUCAAUUCUUAUUCACACGGCCCACUGGUACGGUGCGGGAGUUUUCACCGAGGGAAGAGACACCAGCAAAAAAGAAAAAAGAAAAAAAAAACACUAAGACUCUCUCCGUCUCUCACACUCUUCUCUCAUAUCUUCUAGCUUAAUAAGCUUCGUAAUUGUUGUUAAUCGUGGUUCUUGUGUAACUUUCCACUGUUUUAAUUUCAAUGUUCCGUAGGUGCCGUAGUGGUGGAGGUGGUGGUGGUGGUGGUGGUGGGUCAGAAAGGAAAAACAAGCGAUUCAUGAGUACGAUCAGUUUUGCCAGCAUUUUAAGCACCAUUAAGAAUCGGUGCCGAUCUUCUUGGCACACACACACACACUCACACCGGAUAUGCACCGAUGCAAAGACACAUUAAAGACACGAUUAAAUUGUGUACAUACUGAAGAACAUCACAUUUCGGAAGGAGUAAAUAGACAGACAGAGACACACAAAGAAAACUCCCGCAAAUCAUGCACAAAGCAACAGUUUACACUGCACAUGCAAAAAGUGUGAGCAAUUAGGCGAGAUUUAACGGUAGUGGCGGAACUAACGAUGCGGAUAUGGUGUGCAAUUACAUGGAACUGAACUCGGUAAUGGAACUAAAUGUACGAAGAACCUAGUAGAAGCGGUCCUACCCCUCACCCCCCUCCAAUCCUCCCGACAAACCCCACACACACACUAAUGGUAACCCAUGUUUCCGUAGGGUUCAAAUCAAGCACCUUAACAUUACAAAUGAAUCAAAACCACUUGAAAAAAAUAAUAGCAAAGUUACGAUUGGAAGGUAAUUGCUUCACUUGUGAGAUUAAUUUUCCUAUUUUGUGGCACUCAGUCAGUAGCACAGAACACACACACACACACAGUUUAGAUGAGAAAGGUUAGCCAUGCAGGUAGGUGGUUCGUUACGUUAUGAUCAUGUGCAGUACAGCGAUCUGUUAAUUAUAUAUAUGCCUUCCAAUGCCGUGAUGUUGGAUGAUCGCAAGGAAUAAGUUUCUUAACUUCUUGCUGCUUACUUGUGCUACACAUGCAGUUUCAUCCAGCGUAUUGAAUUAAAGAUUAAAAGUACCAUCACACACACACACACACACCCGUGUACACUGGACACUCUGCAAUCCAUUAGGAAAGGGAAUAAAUAGAUCGUUCAUUGGCAUUGGUGGCAACAAAAAAGAAAAACGAAAAAAACAGUUUCAAAUUCUCGACGAUCGAACUCGAAACGAUGUCAAACAAUACUAAAAUACUUUGAAAUAUCAUCUUAAAGGACAAUACAUAGCUGUUAAAGUAAAACUAAAUAUGGAGGCAACUGUGGGGCAAGAUAAUUAUGAAAUGGAGGGAGAAAACAAACAAAAAAAAAACAAAACCCAAAACACACAACUACAAUCUUUAAGGUUUACAACUUUAAGUGGAAUUAAACGGUAGCAUUAGUGGAACGGCGAAGGGAAACGAAUGCUUGGGAACGGUGGUGGCAGUAUUAGCCUAGCCGGCCGACAGAUAACAUGGUGUAGGACACACAGAAACACAGGAUAGUUAUAACACUCGUAACUAAUAAUUACAGCAUACAUUAUAUUUGAAUCGUAAAAAUACAUU
Molecule: messenger RNA, 7193 nt
Organism: Anopheles stephensi (Asian malaria mosquito)
Lineage: Eukaryota; Metazoa; Arthropoda; Insecta; Diptera; Culicidae
Gene: EndoA
Product: endophilin-A
Exons: 12
Coding region: 1001-2710 (569 amino acids)
Biological process (GO): synaptic vesicle uncoating
Cellular component (GO): cytoplasm; presynapse; glutamatergic synapse
Molecular function (GO): protein binding
Source: RefSeq, a predicted model, not a curated record